AGCCGGCAGCGUCAGUCCGUGUGCGGCGUUCGCACGAGAGUCACACACGGCGCGGGAGAGCGCAUAGGACCGCCGAGACCACCUGGGACUUCCCCUGCUCGCGCGCUACGCACGGUCCGGUGGUGUCGUCGCCCUCUUCUUCGCGGAAGCGGAGCGCGAGGAGUGUUGCGCGGGAGUUAGAGACGGGGACAAAACGUCCUCACGCGUACCGAACUGGCAGCGCGACGCGGUGUGGUUCCUUGUCGUGAUCCAGUUGUUGCUGCCAUCCAACUAUUUUUAGUUUAUAAAAUAAGAAGAAUCCAGACUACGUCCACAGAUAAUCAAUUCUAAUUUUAAAAUGGCCAAGAUAUUGACUUGUCUCUCUGUUGUGGGCAUCUUAUUGCUGGGCUCCCCAAGUCUCAUAAAAAGUGAUCUGUUAAUAGAUCCUCAAGCAUUAACAGUUGUUGUUGAUGAGAAAGCUACUGCAGUCAGACUGAUUUCAAAUACAAAAUUAAAUGAAGAUAUAAAUGUUCAGUUCACAGUCUCAAAUGCUGAUAUUGUGACCUUAGAACCCUCUGAAAUAAUAAUUCCAGCCAACUCGCCUGUGCCAUAUACCCAACUUAUCAACGUGUUUGGUAAAUCUCCAGGUCAUGUAGAGAUAACUGCAAAUACCUCAUCAGCCAUAAAAGUUGAUGGUGCCUUCUUGAAAGUAACUUCUGAACAUUCAUCCGAAAUUGAAAUCAUUAGUGUCAUUGUGGGCUGGAUUUAUUUUGGAGUUUGGUCAAUAUCAUUUUAUCCACAAAUUUUUGAAAACUGGAGACGGAAAAGUGUUGUUGGUUUGAACUUUGAUUUUCUCACAUUGAAUCUUACUGGGUUUACUUUAUAUUCAUUGUUCAACUGUGGUCUGUAUUGGAUUCCUUUGAUCCAGAGCCAAUAUUUUGAUCGCUACCCUAAUAGCGGGAUUCCAGUGCAACCUAAUGACAUAUUUUUUGCCCUCCAUGCUGUGGUUGUUACAUUGAUUACUAUAGUCCAGUGUUUCCUAUAUGAGCGUGGGGGUCAAACAGUAUCCCUUGUUGCAAGGGGUCUUCAAGGAAUAUUCUUCAUUUUUCUCUUUAUUGCUAUGCUCUGCUCUGUGUUCAAAGUUCUACUUUGGCUUGAUUUCCUGUAUUACUGUUCAUACGUGAAACUCUGCAUUACUCUUAUAAAAUACAUUCCUCAGGCCUUUAUGAAUUACCGCCGUCAAAGUACUGUUGGAUGGAGCAUAGGUAAUAUCCUGUGUGACUUCACUGGUGGAUUGCUCAGUGUUCUUCAAAUGGUGCUUGAUGCUUACAACUACAAUGACUGGAUAUCCAUAUUCGGGUCUCCAACAAAAUUUGGUUUGGGACUCAUCUCAAUCAUAUUUGACAUUUUCUUCAUGGUGCAACAUUACAUUCUGUAUAGAAAUCAAGAAACCCUCAGUGGCUAUGAAAGAAUAGAGGGGGAGAAUUCUUCUGAAGCACGGACUGCCACCACUCCUUAUGAUGAAACAUCUGUUGCUAAUGAGUGCCAACUGAGUGCCUCUCAAGAAGAACUAUCUCGAGAUCGUGAGUCUGUUACUUGACUCUUUCAGAGACCUACCCCCUGUUUGUCUGGGGAAUGUGCCAAUCUUUUCACCAAAAUAUUGUACAAUAGCGAACGAGUUGAGUACAAUGUUUCUGAAACAUGAAACCGAGCCUUGAAAUGGUUGUCAGAUGUCCAAGUUGGUCGUAUUGUGGGUGGAUUGCUUUGGGUUGUUAAAGAAGAGGCUGAAGAAUUUCAGUUUCAAAACCUAUGGCUUUUUUGACAGAACUACACUGAUUGUAUUUCUAAAGACAACUGUAGAUGAUAGAUCAAGCAAUUUGUGUUGAACAUAAAUUGGAGCAGGAAAAGAAGCCAUGUUUUCCUUUGAUUUGACUUUCACUCAAGAAAAUUGAUUGAAAACUUUCCUGUGAUAUACUUCUGUUUCAUAAAAUUGACAAAAAUUCAAAGCCCAAGCUCAGCAGGAUUGGUUUGGUUUUGUUCCAGUAUUUUGGUCAGCCUCCAUUCCUGCUAUGUCUCCUUCUAAAAAAUUCAAGAUUUACUGUAAACAAAUCUUUAACUGUCAUCUGGUGAGCUGAUGAUCUUAAUUGUUAAAUGUAGCUUCAGAAAACAUUUAUGAAGCAUACUAUUAAAUACACAUACAUAAUACAUACAUAUCAAUUUACAAGACGAAAUUCCUUUCAGCACUGUUACAAAUGGAAUUAUACUUGGUAUGCAAAUAUGCCAUUGCUGUCUUUUCUUCAUAAGAAGUAUUAUACAAAGUGCAAAAGUUUAUUCUGUUUGUGUAUCUAACUUCAAGAAUAAUUUUAAACUACUCUUUUAGUUUAAUUAAGUUUUGAAUGGAAUCUUAUAUCAUGAUUUUAGAUAUUUUAUUUAUAUAUCUCCAAAACUGUCAGGUCUGAUGGUUUACAUUUUUAUUGAGUGGUACAGUUGCCGUCAAAACAUUGCAGGGAUUUCUUUCUGUGUGUGGUUAAUUUUGUUUGGUUUAGUUUUUUAGUUUUACCUCAGGAUGCAUCAUCAUGGAACAGUGAGUGAGUAUCAGUUUUAAGUGUGCAUUGGUGUCUCUUUUUUGGCAGGUCAAAUGCUUUACUAAGUGUAAUGUAUCCCUCCACUCCAAGUAAUGUCGAUAUUGUAAUUGUAACAUAAUAGCUGUUAACUUCCUGUGAUUUAAAUUUGAACACACAAUUUCAGAAUUGUUCAGAACAGUGGUGUCAGUUUUGUUUUUGUUUUUUGUUAAGAAGAAAAGUAGAUUGAAGAAGACAACAACCAGUAAAUAUCUGUGCUCACUGAUAUACAAAAUGGAUGUUCCUUUCCGCAUUUUAUGGAAUGAAUCCAGUUGUCCUUAUACAAAACGGAUGUUCAUUUACUCAUUUUAUGGAAUGAAUCCAGUCGUCCUUAAUCAACUAUUAAUUAGUCAGAACUACCAAAGAUGUUUUUAAAACCUACAAUCAAUUCCUACAUUCAUCUCUGUUGAAUGAAGAGAGAUUCUUCCACGGAACUUUAAGGAUUGUGCUCUAGAAUUCCGUUGAAAUAUUGAAGGAAAUAUGGGGCUCAGUUCGUUUUCCUACAGAUAUCUCCCUUAAUUCACAGGAUGACUAAGUAAACUAGUGACAUUUAUAGUAAUGUGGUUUAUAGAGUUAUGUGAUUACAAAUAGAACAAACAUGCAUAAAUACAUUAAUGAUUAGAAUAUGAUAAAUCUAUACGAAAUAUUAUGUAAUCUAAAGAAGAACUUGCAGAUGUAAUUUGAAGUUAACUCGCAGAUGAGCCAACUUCAAUAUCAAGGAUGAAAUGCCAAUUGCUUGCUCAAAAUCUUUUCUACCGAAGCAAUAAGCUUCCAAUUGAUGGAAUUCAGUUACAUCGGGAUUAUAUUUAUGGAUAAAUAUGUAAAAGAGUACUGAAUACAUUUGUUUUGACUGGAUCAUUUUCAUAAAAUGGUAUAGCUAGAUGAAGUUUUUGUUUUGAUAGUUGAUUUUUGUUUGAUUGUUUGAUUUGCUGACACCUUGAACAGAGGGAGAGCUUAGAUAUCUGACGAAAAAAUGAAUGGUUGGUUUUGAAAGUUACAUUUUAGUCCACAAUUUAAAACUCUACGACAGUGUUGUUAAUUUGAUUUAUCUAUCAUCGUCAAAUAUGAGUUAGGUAUAAAAUAUUCUUAAGAUCUCAUCUUGCAAUGGCAGAUUUGCAAAUAACAAGAAAGUGUGAAAGAAAUUCCAUUCUAAAAUUAGCCAUUUUACAUGGAUUACACAUUUGAAACCCUUAUCUGUACAGAGAUAUACUUUUUAAUUAGGAGGCACAUGAAGGCAAGGAAAUUUACAAAAUACAAUAAUAUUAUUGUACCAGAAGCAGACAUAGAACUCAAAUAUUACCAAAAAUAGGACUGUUUCAAUUAUCAUCUUAAUUUUGAAUAUGGGAAAUUUGCCAUCAAUCCUUUAUUUGUCAAGCACAUAUUUAUUAAUAUUUGCUUCUGCCAAGGAGAGGCAAAGAAAGCCUUCUCAUUCUGCUCUUUCACAUGACAAUGCACCCACUUGUUUACAAUUUGAUUUGAGUUGUCCAAUUCAGACUUCUUCUCUCGAAGGUCUUGUGACUUUUGAGACAUUUUAGUCAGUCAGUUUUAUUGUUUUACAAGUUUUGGAGGAAACCGAAUUUUACAGUUCUAUCUCGUUUUUUAGUGGUAAAAGCUUAUGAACAGUUUUCCUUGCAUGGUUUAUUUGACAGGUAUUCUGUGCUUGAUGAUUUUUGUGCUCAACCUUUAUGUUUAAUCUUGCAGUUAAUACAUGGUUUUCCAUCUAUUUUACCAUUAAACCAGAUUAUUCAUUUCAUUUUGAAUACUAUUAUAAUUUUUAGAAAAUCAUGGGAGAAUGUUGUUUUAGGCCGUGACAGAUAUUCCCAUUUGUUCUGUUUACAAUUUGGUCCCAAGUGGUGCAUUUCAUUCUACAUCAUUUUUUUUUUAAAGCUGUUGGCUUGAAGCACUCUAUGUGCAAUAGACUUAUGUGGAGUGAUUUUACUUAUGCUGGCUUUGUACAAGACUGGUAUAGUUACGCAAAAGAUUUAAAUUACGCUUCUGUAAUCUUUGAGUAUUAGAAUUGACCACAUUCAUCACUGAAUAUGAAUUAUUGAAAAUAACAGAAAUAUCUUUUUUUUAAAUUUCUCUGUAUCACAGCUUUAAGUAGCUUAACUUACUGUGGCAAAAUUAAGAUCAAUUCAGAGGGUAUGAAGUGAUUUCUCAUUGAAGCACAUAAUUGAGUUGGGUGCGUAUAGUUUUUCCAUAGUGUUGUGCAGCAAACAAAGACUCUUUACAUCAAAUGAACACAAAAACAGGUAUAUAGUACAAUGCCUGACGAUUUUCUAAUAGGUGGAUUUACAAUAGUUGCUUUGUAAAAGGUUGCAAGGAUAGAAAUAAGCCUACCUAUAAACAACAAACUUAACAUAUGACAGCUCUUCCAAAAAUGUUUUCAUAAGUUUUCUUUGGUACCGCAUCUGACUCAUCCACUAACCCAUAAUGGGAUAGUCUGCAACUAGCUGAUUUAUGUCUCAUGCUGUGAUAAUAGAGACUUCAUGUUCUUUUCA
Frankliniella occidentalis (western flower thrips) is the source of this 5101-nucleotide messenger RNA. It is a transcript of the gene Ctns, whose product is annotated as cystinosin homolog. Gene Ontology annotation, molecular function: L-cystine transmembrane transporter activity. Bases 338 to 1579 code for a protein of 413 amino acids. Lineage: Eukaryota; Metazoa; Arthropoda; Insecta; Thysanoptera; Thripidae. Gene Ontology annotation, biological process: L-cystine transport. The record is from RefSeq and is a predicted model, not a curated record. The transcript is spliced from 11 exons. Gene Ontology annotation, cellular component: lysosomal membrane.